AAUGGAGGGAAAGCGUUCGUGCUUGAGCAGUUCCAUACCCUCCGACUUGCUCAGAAGAAUUAGAAAGCUGACGUUAUCGAUCCUCACGAAUCUUUCCAAUGGACAAUCGCCGGUCGUUCAAAUUGAUCGAUUCCGAAACUACUGCACCGAAACUUCUGGAAACUGCUACUGCAAUUGUGGUAUAUCUGUGGGGAAGGAGCUAUUGACGUUGCAGAGAGAAUGUCAUACUCGUAGACUGGAUGUCUUGCUUCGAGUGCUGCUUGUAGUUCAGACACUUCUGCAACAAAACAGGCAUGGUUCGAAAAGGGAUAUUUACUACAUGCAUCCUACAGUUUUCAAAGAGCAGUCUGUUGUUGACCGAGCAAUUAAUGACAUUUGCAUUCUUCUGCAGUGCAGUCGUCACAACUUAAAUGUGGUAUCUGUUGGAAAUGGAAUGGUUAUGGGUUGGCUCAAAUUUUCAGAAGCUGGGAGGAAAUUUGAUUGCAUCAACAAUCCUAACACGGCUUAUCCUGUGCCUGUUCACGUGGAAGAUGUCGAAAUAGAUAUAAUUGGUGUUGCUCGGUAUAUAUUAGUUGUCGAGAAAGAAUCAGUAUUCCAGAGAUUAGCGAAUGAUUCUUUUUGCACAAGAAACCGUUGCAUUGUGGUCACAGGAAGAGGCUAUCCUGAUGUGCCAACGAGAAGAUUUUUGCGCCUCCUUAUUGAAAAGCUGCAUCUGCCCGCCUAUUGUUUGGUAGAUUGUGAUCCUUAUGGCAUUGAUAUCUUGACAACUUACAGAUUUGGUUCUAUGCAAAUGGCCUAUGAUGCAAAAUUUCUAUGCGUUCCAGAGAUAAGGUGGCUUGGUGUUUUUCCAUCCGAAGUUGAGAAGUAUUGCCUUCCUCAACAGUGUCUGCUACCUUUAACUAGAGAAGAUAAGACUAGAGUUGAAGCAAUGUUACUAAGGUGUUACUUGCGACGCGAAGCACCUCAGUGGAGGUUUGAACUGGACUUGCUCCUUUCUCGAGGACUCAAAUGUGAGAUAGAAGCAUUAUCGGUGCAGUCACUUUCAUUCUUGUCUGAGGAGUAUCUUCCAUCCAAGAUCCAAGGAGGAGUCUACAUCUAAAAUAGUUCGUUAUUUGGAACACGAGAGGACCUCCUUUUUGAUUGAUAGAUUGUACACUGGCCCCUUUUAUUUUUUUUUCCCUGAUAGAUUGUACAUUGACCGCUGGUCAGGUUAAUAUUCUUAGGAUCAGUACCUCUAUGCAUGAAUGCUAAGAAGUUUAUAAAUACACUGAUCGGGCCUGUUGUGUGGAA
Molecule: messenger RNA, 1290 nt
Organism: Coffea arabica (coffee)
Lineage: Eukaryota; Viridiplantae; Streptophyta; Magnoliopsida; Gentianales; Rubiaceae
Product: meiotic recombination protein SPO11-1-like
Biological process (GO): reciprocal meiotic recombination; meiotic DNA double-strand break formation; meiotic DNA double-strand break processing
Cellular component (GO): nuclear chromosome
Molecular function (GO): DNA binding; ATP binding; DNA topoisomerase type II (double strand cut, ATP-hydrolyzing) activity
Source: RefSeq, a predicted model, not a curated record